CGAAAUAUUUGUAAUUUUAGCAGCUUCUGGUGCAGCAAGAUGUAAAUAUUUGACACUAAAGUUUCAAAAAAUGGUCUUGCUGUAAAUCUAUUCAUCAUUAUAACAUUUUGAUAUAAGCUUACUAUUUAUUUUCCUAACUGCGGUCCACUUCCGGUUAACAGGUCUGCACUGAUAAAUAGUUGAUCUUCCAAAAAUAGAAAAGUGCAUUUGAUAUCAGGUGUAAGAUUGACUGUUUGACUGAUGACCUAACCUAUUUCUACAGGUGACUUUAUAUACAACAUGAGUGAUACAAGGAAAAAGAGAUACAGCACAGGCAUCCGAAUGCGAUCAGACAACGGCGAAAAUAAUUAUCACAGAAACUCGUCUGCUCAAAGUGUUGCAUACAACAAAACUGGUCGCAAUAACAAUUCACAAAACUCGACAUCGAAUUAUCAUAGAAUGAACAGUCAUGAUAGAGUUAGAAAAAUAGUGCAAGAAGAGGGAAGAACUGCUAGAAAUCUUGUCAUCUACAAUGUACCUGUAGAACAAAGACGAUCAAGCUCAGGACAAGGCUACCCUGGUAGACCGAGAAAGCUUUCACAGAAAGAUAAUCAACAAAGACCACAAGCUAAACACAGACCAUCAUCAUUAGAGGACCAAUCAUCAUAUAAACAAGACCUAACUAGAUCUCCUAGAUCAGAUGGAGGGACCAGAAAGAGUGAUCGGAGGGCCAGAUACUGGAAAUUUCUAUUUGACAAUCUACAAAGAGCUGUUGAUGCUAUUUAUGAAACAUGUGAACAAGAUGAAAGUGUAGUAGAAUGCAAGGAAGUUAUUAUGAUGCUGGAACAAAGUACCAAUGAUUUCAAAUCUCUAAUAGACAGAAUGCAUCUAAUGAAAGCUUAUGAUGAUGCCACAAGAGAGGGGGACAGACCAGCUCCUAUAGCCUGGGAAGUAAGAAAGAUGUCUCCUGGAAAAACAGCACAUUCUCAAGUGCCAUCCAGAAACUCACCAAGUCCUGCUCAGAGAGUUCUAGAGUUUAAUGAGCCCAAUAAAAGUCCAGGAAAUAGUUGGGCAGAUAGAGUGAAGGGCAUUGUACCUCCAUCACCCUUGUCUCCAAGUGAAGAGAAGCUAAACUUGUCAGAAACUCAAGAGUCUCCUAUAUUAACUCUACCAUCACCACCAGCCCAUCAGAAUGGAUUGUCUGCUUCAGAACCAGAUACUGAUGGCAGUAACACCAUUGAAGAUGAUGGUUGGGAAACAGUACAAAGGGGAAGUAAAUCUAGAUCUAGAAAUUCCUUAGAAAAUCUAUCAACUGUUGGAAGGCCAGCUAAAGUCAUUACAAGAACUCUGUCUGAUCCCCAUUCUCCAUUGAUCAAGAAAAAUAAAGGACAUUUCAAUACAAUGAAAAAAUCUUUGUCAGAUGGUAAUCAGACUGUUCCUAAUAAAAGUGCUAGGCAUGAUAGUGAGAAGGAAAAUGAACCAGUCAAAGGUAGAAAUGAUGCAAGUAAGAAUUCCUCACCAGCUAUAAAUAAUACCAGCCGUUCCUAUAGUGGGACUGUUAAAGGGACCAACACUCAAAGCAAACACGCUGUGAUAAGCAAUGCUAAAACUGUAAAGGACACAAAAACAAUUAAAGAGAGACCGCAAAGUCUGACAGACUCUAAGGUUAUAGCAAAAACUACAAGAAAUAUAAAUAGUCCUAGAGGUGAAAAUGUAAGGAAUAUCAGCAGUCCAAGAGGUGAAAAUGUGAGAAAUCUCAGCAGCCCAAGAGUAGAUACUGCAAGGAAUGUUAGUAGUCCAAGAGGGGAAUUGAAAACAACACCAACAUUAGCUUCAAAACCUCCAUCUGGCAGUAAGAUGGAGAGGUCUAGAGCAAGUCCACAGACCACUUUGAAGAAAAGUGAAACUGAUCUUGCUAAAAUUGAAACAAAAGAAUUUCGCACAAGAAAUAUAUCUGAGAGUAAAGAUGAUACUGAAGAAGACAUUAGUCAAAUUGAAGAUGCUUUAGCAUCUGUUAUUGAUGAGGAGAAUGACCUGACUGAUGAGUUGGUGAAGGCUCAGGAACAGGCUCUGGAGAAUGUCAUCCAGGAGGAAGAGUCCUGGCUCAAAGAACUGGCAAAGGAGGAGAACACAGUCAUUGAUGUGGAAACAGAAACAGAAACAGAAAGUGAAUUAGGGAACACAAUGGGUUCCUCCUUAGACAAUUCACAACAGACACUGGACUGGGAUGCAAUGGUCGCUCUCUAUGAAGAGGAGAAGGCAAGUGGAGUUAAUAAAUCUUGGGGAGAUCUUGUAGAAGAUGAUGAGGAUGAGGUUAGAACACCAGGACAUGCUGUUCAUAUGCAUGAAAAGCUAUCAUCACCUUCUCGUAAAAGAUCACCUACAGAAUCAAAGAAAAGACAUGAAGAAAAACAAGCCAAAGCCCAAGAACAAAGAGAAAAACUAAUGCAAGAGAAAGCUGAAAGACUGAAAGAAUUGUCUAAAAAGGUGGAAGAAGUGAGAGCAUUAAAAGAUGAUUUGAUGAACCAGAAGAAAGAAACAAUCUUAAGGAAAAUGCAGAAAGCUGAAGAGAAAAGAGAAAUCCAACUUAGAUUGAAAGCACGGAAAGCUCAUGAAGAGGAAGCCAAGGCAAAUGAAAUAGCUUUCAUAAAUACAUUAGAAGCCCAGAAUAAAAGACAUGAAAUAAUGUCUAAACAUCAAGUCUCAGAGGCAAGGCUACAAGAUAUUCAGGAAGAGCGUCAGAGGAAACAUGAGGAGAAACUAGCUAAAGAGGCAGCUGUAGAGGAGAGGAGGAAAGCUUUAGAGGCAGAGAAACAAGCAAGGCUAAAGGAAAUGGAGGAAAAGAGGAAGCAAAGAGAAAACAGAUUUACAGCUCAGCAGCUGGAGAAGGAAAAGGAGAGAUCUGAUGCUCUGAGAGCAAAGGAAAAGGAAAGAGAUGAAAGAUUGGCAGUGUUAAAUGCCCAGCAUGAAGCUCAUAUCCAAGAAUUACAGAAAAAGAUACAACAAAAGCAAGAUGAAUCCACUGCGAGACAUAAGGAAGCUUUACAACAGAUCCGAGAGAAAGCAUUUGAGAUGAGUGUGCUAAGACAUUCUACAGAGGAUCAUAACGAUGCCCCUACUAGUACUCCAUACGAGAAAAAGAAACUCUGUACUAUUUGUAAUGCACUGAUCAUAUCAGAAGUGUAUUUAUUGAGCCAUCUGAGAGGAAAGAAGCAUCAACAAGCUCUUAAAGACAACAAUUCUGGUAGAUCUAUGUGUAAAGAGGAAAUUGAAAAGUUUAACUUGAAGCAUAUCGUAGAUGCUCCCAGUAACAGCACUCAUCCUAAGAUAGUAUCAGAGAAGGAAAGACUCAAGUCUAUGAAGAAGAGAUGCAAGAAACUCAGACAGAGGAUGACAACCAGGGGGUUAGAAUACGAAAGUUCUUUGUCAGGAAAACAGCAAUCGAUUGAAUCAGAGCACAAAGCCAAGUUGCACAAAGUGAUUAAAGACAUAACUAAGUACCUGCAGAAUACAGAAAAGGGUCCAUGGUCACAAAGUCGAGUUUCUGCCUUAGAUAGAGCACUUGGAGAAAUUUCAAGAAUUUUAGAUAAAAAGAUACCAGCAGACCAGACAUGUUUGAGAGUACUAAGUGGUUUAAAUACGUUAUCUAGGAUAUUAUUGCUAGUUGAUGCAGCAAAUCCAGAGUUACCUCCCAUUCUACCACAAAAGUCUAUUAUAUUAACCUGUACAGUUUUUAGACAAGCAUGUAAAGGUUGCUAUGACAACUGCCAUUAUAUGAUGUUCAGUAAUAAAGUGGGAAACGUUUUAGAAUUACUGUCUCAGAGACUGUUGGUUAUGAUGCCAAAUGAUCAGAAUUUAGUAUCCCUGUCAUCAUCCAGUAGUCAGCCAGCAUCUCUACCUUAUGAUGCAGUAGCUGUUAGUACCCUACAGCUUGUAUCUACUGUCCUCUCCUGUCUGGCCAAACAUAAUCCGUCCAUUAACAGUAGUGAGGCCUCUAUGGAGAGGAUGAGUGGCACAGGUGAUGCUUUCAUGAGUCGAGGAAAUGAUAUGAUUAGUUACAUGAUCAGUGUUGGCAUUGUAGAUAAGUUGACCCAGUAUUUUAGAAGUGUCCAGGGUCCACUCCAUGAUGAUAAAGACGCUGCAGAAUUCCUCCAGCAUGGACUGGGUCUGUUGGUAGCUGUUACAAAGUUCAUGUCUAAGAGAAAUAAUGCAAUCUUUGAAAAGAAGAAGCAAGAAGACCCUACAACUCUGAUAAAUACAUUUGAAGUAACAGAACUUGUAGGAAUUGUGUCUCUGUUGUAUGGUAUGCUGCUCCAUUCAGGGACACCUAGUAGAAGUGACACGCCCCCUCCAGAACUUCCUCCAGCUACAUUACAAAUCACAAUCACAGGACUGAAGAUGCUUAACUAUAUGGCAGUUCUUAAUCUGGACAUGUUACAGAAAACUUUAGGAGAAGAAGGAUCUUCGUUAGAGUUCCGACAUAUAGCCAGUUAUUCCAUGUGGUACUGUGUACACCAUCAGUGUGAAGAACUGUUACAUGAAGUCAUAGUGUGUGUGGGAUACUUUACAGUCCUUAAUCCAGAUAAUCAGGUUGUGAUACAGUCAGGCCAGUCUCCUACAAUCUUACAACAAAUGUGCUCCCUCCCAUUCCAUUACUUCAGUGAUCCUAGGCUGACUACAAUCCUGUUUCCAACACUGAUAGCCUGCUGUUAUAACAACCAAUCCAACAGAGAAAUCCUAGAACAAGAACUUAGUUGUGUGCUGUUAUCCAAUUUUAUAGAGGAAAAGCAGCUUGAAAACCAACAGUCUUCAUUAUCUACAAAGAAAGAAAAAGAGAAGGCAAAAGAAGGAGACCAAAGAAUGGUGCUAGGUAGCAGAUUCCCUAUGGAACAAUGGACCACAGCCCAAGAAUAUUUCAAAAUCUCAUAAAACUAUCUUAUGUCUGUUGUGUAGCUUUAAUAUGAAAUAUCAAAGCUAUUGAAGUUAUUCACAAUUGCUAAGUCUUGUUAAUGCUUGUAGCUUCCUUAUGUGAAGAUUUCUAUAAGAAAUAUCAAGGUGAUAAUUCUUAGCCCUUAAAACUGAGCACCAUCUAUUGACAUUACAUAGAUGGGACUGAUUGUGUUUAAAACCUAGACAAACAUAAACAUAUACAGUCUCAUUGAGGCCAGAGUAUACACAUUGUAAUCUUUAAAUUACUGAUGUAAUUCCUCCUUAGAUAGGAAGAGUUUGGUAUGUUUAUGCAGAUCUAGGUACAGAGAAUCUGGUAUGUUUGUCAAGGCGUAGUGUAUCCAAAAUAAAAGGAUUUUCAGCUCACAUCAUUAAGGGCAACAAGUCAUGAUCUGUCUCAAAUUUCUGGACGUUUAUUAUCAGUAAGGUUGUUUAUGUGUUUGUGAACUGCAUUGAAUUUGUCUUAUUUUGACCAUUAUAUUUGCAAACUAAAACUGUAUUUAGUUUUAAAAUUGAAAUCCAUUUUUUGUGCAUAUUUUUCUUCAUGUAUGUUUAUUUUUUAGUGUUUUGUUAUUGAGUAGGAGUAGUCACUUUUUUUUUUUAUCUUUUUUAAAACAUUCCAGUAUAUGUUUGUUUAGGGCCUGUUUUUCCAAGAAUCUCACUGUUCUUAAUCCACUCUUCUUUCUACCUCAACAAGCCAAAGGUUAGUUUAUGUCAUUUCUUGGUCUUUGUAGAACAUCUUCUUUCAAAAAUUCGAUUUAUAAUAAUAGUUUUAUGUGAAAGAAAUGUAACAGUUUAUUGAAUGGGAAAAAAAUGACAUGAUCAUAUACCAUGGACAGUUUUCACUAAAAAAAAUUGAGGGACAAACAAUUACAUGUACUCAAUUUUGCAACUAUAAGCAAUGUACUUUUAAGUUUUUUCUUCAAAAUUUAAUUACAUCUGGCCCAAGCCCAAUUUCUGUUUACUACCACAGGAUAAGAGUGAUAAAUUGCAGAAAGACCCCAACCUCAAUUAUUGAAAUCUCUCCUUUUGCAUUAACCAUAAUAUAUUGGUGUAUUUAUGAUUUGUGAAAAUUGUAUGGUUGUGAUAAAGUGAAGUUUGUUGUUUUAUCAAUGUACAAAAAAUGUAUAAGAAGUGCCAUACAU
Molecule: messenger RNA, 6071 nt
Organism: Mytilus trossulus (common blue mussel)
Lineage: Eukaryota; Metazoa; Mollusca; Bivalvia; Mytilida; Mytilidae
Product: S phase cyclin A-associated protein in the endoplasmic reticulum-like
Exons: 29
Coding region: 280-4908 (1542 amino acids)
Source: RefSeq, a predicted model, not a curated record